Ochotona princeps (American pika) is the source of this 1310-nucleotide messenger RNA. It is a transcript of the gene CHST13, whose product is annotated as carbohydrate sulfotransferase 13. NCBI's taxonomy places the organism in Eukaryota, Metazoa, Chordata, Mammalia, Lagomorpha, Ochotonidae. The transcript has 5 exons. Gene Ontology annotation, biological process: proteoglycan biosynthetic process; carbohydrate biosynthetic process. Gene Ontology annotation, cellular component: membrane. Gene Ontology annotation, molecular function: sulfotransferase activity. Bases 1 to 1215 code for a protein of 404 amino acids. The record is from RefSeq and is a predicted model, not a curated record.
AUGGGAAAGUUCUGCGUGAGGCGGCGCUGGCUGGCGACCGCGUGCCUGGGCACUGCGCUGCUGCUCCUGUGCGUGGCACCCCGCGCCCUGUAUCCAGCACAGCAAACUGAGGCCAGACAAGAGGAGAGGUUGGUGUGGUCUCCUCCGGCCUUUGGGAUGAGGCUAGUGUGGGGCCAGCAAGCCCCCCUGCAUCUGGGUGGUCACAGAAGGGCCAAAGAUACCCUCAGCAGGUUGGCUGGACCACCUGCCCCACCGGCUGACUGGCACCUCUCUCCUGCCCCCCUUACAGCAUUGGAGAGCAGGGCCCUGGGCCCCAACGGGCUCAGAGGAAGGAAAAGUCCUCUGCAAAGGCUCCAUGACCUGGACCAGGGCCCGCGCUCGCCCCUGGCCGAGGUGCACCGGCAGCGGCGCAACCAGCUGCGCAGAGCCUGCAGCCGCCACACGCGCCGGCAGCACCUGCUGCGGCCCGAGGACUUGAGGCACGUGCUGGUGGACGACACGCACGGCCUGCUCUACUGCUACGUGCCUAAAGUGGCCUGCACCAACUGGAAGCGCGUGCUGCUGACGCUGAGCGGCCGAGCCCGCGGAGACCCACGCGCCAUCCCCGCGCACGAGGCGCACCUGCCAGGCCGCCUGCCCUCGCUGGCAGACUUCAGCCCGGCCGAGAUCAACCAGCGCCUGCGCACCUACCUGGCCUUCCUGUUCGUGCGCGACCCCUUCGAGCGCCUGGCGUCCGCCUACCGCAACAAGUUCUCUCGGCCCUACAGCGCGGCCUUCCAGCGGCGCUAUGGCACGCGCAUCGUACGCCGCCUGCGGCCCCAGGCCCGGCCGGAGGCGCUGGCGCGGGGCCACGACGUGCGCUUCGCCGAGUUCCUGGCCUACCUGCUGGACCCGCGCACACGCCGCCAAGAGCCCUUCAACGAGCACUGGGAGCGAGCACAUGCGCUCUGCCACCCGUGCCGCCUGCGUUACGACGUGGUGGGCAAGUUCGAGACGCUGGCCGAGGACGCGGCUUUUGUGCUGGGUCUGGCGGGCGCGUCGGGGCUGCGCUUCCCCGCACCCCCGAGGCCCAAAGCUGUGAUGGCAGCGCGCGAUUAUGCAGCGCUCCUCUUCCAGGACAUCAGCCCCUUCUACCAGAGGCGCCUCUUCGAUCUCUACAAGAUGGACUUCCUGCUUUUCAAUUACUCUGCGCCCCCCUACCUGCGGCUGCACUAAUGCCCAGGCUUCCGGUGGGACCGAACUGGGCACAUUUCUGGCAAGAUCCAAGGACCCUGGGACCCCGCUGGAAGAUCUGCGGCACCACUGCUUGG